CGGUGUUAAACCUCAAUAAACGCCAAACAAAAAGAAAACUCUACAAAGCGUAAUGGCAUCAUCAUCAUCUCGGUAGCAUAGUUACACGUUGGUGGUGACUGGUGCGGUUUCGUGAAACUUUUGUAAACUUGACACCUAAAAAUGAAUCGUUCGCCCUGUUGGCCCUUCUUCGUCCUCGUCGCCAUUUUCGCCCUCACAGAAAGCCGCCGCUACCACUUGGUAUCUUACGACCGCGGUGGAGCUCAGAGGCCGAGCGUGGCUUCAGGUUCCGUCCAGUCUCAUUUCCCUUCACAGCAGCAGGGCGCUCGCUCCACAGCGGUGUUGGUAAGAUGUCACCCGGACUCUAUGGAGCUCGUGGUUCAGGCUGACUUGUUCGACACGGGAUUUCUGGUGGACCCGGAACAUCUGCGCCUCGGUUCAGACCCGGCGAGUGGAAGUGGGUCGUGCCGGGCGGGCCAGACUGGAGAUGACUGGACGUUGACCAUAUGGGCCAACCUCUUGGACUGUGGAACUCUGCUCUCGUCAACACAAGACAAGAUAAUCUAUUCAAAUGUGCUGGUCUACUCACCUGAGCCAUCAUCUGAAGGCUUGUUUCGACUGGAUGGAGUGACCAUUCCGGUCGCGUGCCAUUUUGACAAGAGUUAUUCUGUGGCUAGCAUGUCCUUGCGCCCUGCCUGGGUACCUUCAGUCUCUGUGGUUUCAGCGGACAAUCGCAUAGACUUCAAACUGCGCCUCAUGACUGACAACUGGCAGUUUGAGAGGCGCUCUCAUGCGUACUUUGUGGGCGACCCGAUGCAUUUCGAGGUGUCCGCUCUGGUCCGCAAACACAAGCCCUUGCGAGUCUAUGUGGAGCGUUGCGUUGCUACGGCCGGCCCAGACCCCCAUGCUGCCUUAAGAUAUGACUUUAUUGAGCGUAACGGAUGUCUCUUUGAUGCCUUCCUGACAAACUCCAGCUCUCACUUCCUGUCCAGGGUUGAAGGGCACAUGCUUCAAUUUCAGCUUGAAGCGUUCAGGUUCCACCAACAGCCCAACAGUCAGGUUUACAUCACUUGCUGGUUGAGGGCUGUUCCAGACUCGUCAUGGGUCAGAUCUCAGAACAGGGCCUGCUCUUUUAUUGAAAAAAGAUGGUGGUCAGCGGAUGGGGAGCACGAAAUGUGUAGAACCUGUGAUCCACUGGUCGCCACAAAGGAAAAAACUGCUACUGACACGAGGCUGACCACAAAUUUGGAACAGAGUUUUGCUCCGAACAAACACAUGCAACCAACUAAUUUAUUGUGGGUUCGCCCAGGAACAUUCCAAAGGCACAAAUCUCAGCGGACCUCUUCUGGUCUAAAGAAAGAAACUGACUACACAGCAGAGAGACUUGUCCAGCUUGGACCUCUAACUGUUGAAUAGACGGUAACUAAUACUUUCACCAGGACCUCCUGUCUGGUUGAGGAUGGACAAGCUAAGCUGAACUUCACACAUGGGGAACCUGAAUUGAUAUGAGCAAGCUGCACUGUAUAACUUCACUUUAUUGGCUUACAUGGUUCUUGUUUUUGUGAUCAACCUCUUUCCAAUAUAAAUGUUUUACACUACUCUCAA
Molecule: messenger RNA, 1584 nt
Organism: Phyllopteryx taeniolatus (common seadragon)
Lineage: Eukaryota; Metazoa; Chordata; Actinopteri; Syngnathiformes; Syngnathidae
Product: zona pellucida sperm-binding protein 3-like
Exons: 8
Coding region: 142-1395 (417 amino acids)
Biological process (GO): egg coat formation; binding of sperm to zona pellucida; positive regulation of acrosome reaction
Cellular component (GO): extracellular matrix
Molecular function (GO): acrosin binding
Source: RefSeq, a predicted model, not a curated record